Molecule: messenger RNA, 951 nt
Organism: Loa loa (African eye worm)
Lineage: Eukaryota; Metazoa; Nematoda; Chromadorea; Rhabditida; Onchocercidae
Product: ubiquinone biosynthesis methyltransferase
Exons: 7
Coding region: 10-861 (283 amino acids)
Biological process (GO): ubiquinone biosynthetic process
Molecular function (GO): methyltransferase activity
Source: RefSeq, a predicted model, not a curated record
AUUUGUAGGAUGAACGGAAGAUUUUGGUUACUAGCCGUUUCAGCCAGGAAAAUUAUCCCCUAUAAUCUGAAACCGCUGGAUGAUAUCAUUCGCCGUUCUGCUACUACACAUUUUGGUUUCCAAGAAGUCGAUGAAAAGGAGAAAAGUAGAAAAGUGCAUGCCGUAUUUGCGAAUGUUGCUAACAAGUACGAUUUGAUGAAUGAUGCGAUGUCACUGGGUAUUCAUCGGCUGUGGAAGGAUCACUUUGUUGCAAAUCUAGGACUUACGGCAAAUACCUCGCUGGUAGAUGUUGCAGGAGGGACUGGUGAUAUUGCUUUUCGUGCUGUACGAGAAAUACAGUCCAGGAAAGGCACAGGUUCAGUAACUGUCUGUGACAUCAAUGAAAAUAUGCUCAGAGUUGGUCAACAGCGUGCAAUAGAUGAUCCAUCAGUUUUGAAAGCUCGAUUAAAAUGGGUAUGCGGAGAUGCGGAAGCAUUACCGUUUGAUGAAAAUUCAUUCGAUAUCUAUACGAUAGCUUUUGGGAUAAGGAAUUGCACGAGCAUUGAUAAGGUACUCAGGGAAGCAUAUCGAGUUCUUCGACCUGGAGGCAAAUUUGCUUGUCUGGAAUUUAGCCAUAUCAAUCCACUGUUGAAGCAGUUCUACGAUUUUUAUAGUUUUCAAAUUAUUCCUAUUAUGGGACAAGUUAUUGCUGGUGAUUUUCAUAGUUAUCGCUAUUUGGUAGAAAGCAUACGAAAAUUUCCGGAUCAGGACAAAUACAAACGAAUGAUUGAGGAGGCUGGUUUCAAAGAUGCAAAGUAUAGCAAUCUUUCAUGCGGGAUUUGUGCCAUUCACACCGGCGUAAAAGCUGCUAGCAGUCAAUAGCAACUUUUAGCCAUUUCUCUAUCCCUCCUGUUCCACGGUUUAUUUCUCGUGUGUAUAUUAGUGACAUAAAUAAAGAGUUUUCUAAAUGUG